AUGACGUCACUUCAAGAAUUCUUAGUAAAAAAAAUCGAAUCAUGGAAGCCGCAACCGCCAGAAGUAGAGAGGAGAAGCAGUCGUGACGUCACUCUAGUCUUCUCAGCGGGACCUUUCUGUUUCCUCGAAAACCAGCUCAUAUUUAGAGUGGAGAAAAAGGAAAAGAUUCCAUCAUGGAUUACUGUUUACAGUGGAGGAAGAACAAAAAAAACAAUCGACAACCUCGCACCAAGCCACCCACACAGAUUCCGUUUUAAAGUAAUAAUCAAAUCAUCAGCAAUCAAAGAUUUAGAGAGAGCAGCGAUCGAACAUUACGGAGAUGAAAAAACCGUUUACGAAGUCCUGAAAGAAAUUGAUGAUUCGGAAGAUCUCAAACAAAGUAAAGAAAAUAAUUCAAGUGGAGUCGACGACAAAGCAAAAUCCGUUCCUUCAUACACAAUGGACUGUGAAAAACAGCCAUUGUCUCGCCAAAUCUUUGAAGGGAAACCGAUUGAGAAAAGUGCUCCACCUCGUCAAUACAAGUGCCUGUCGUCACGAUGGUCAGAAGAGACAUGGACAAGCACUGACUCAAAUGGUACCUCGGUCGUUUGCUUCUGCAUGGCUGUGCGGUGUGGAUAUCUUAAACAAGUGCAACAAAUGCUUGAAGACCGACCCACGCUUAUCUCUGUAGUCAAUGCUAACAACGGCUAUACCCCGCUCGCCACGGCAGCCAGGAAAGGUGAUGUAAGCAUGGUUCGGUUCCUAUUAUCAGCCGACGCAGAAAUUGAACAGCCGUCGUCAACGGGACAGACUCCUCUUCAACUAGCGGUACUCACUGGACAUGUGGCUGUAGCUGACCUGCUCCUGGAGAAAGGAGCUGACUUCCAGGCUCGUGACUUCAACAAACUACGUAUAGAACACUAUGCGGUUGACUCUUGUAAGCUUGAAAUGGUGAAAUAUAUAUUUGGGAAAGGCGGUGACGUCGGUGUAAGAGACAGCAAUGCUUGGACUCCCCUCUUCAGAGCUGUGUGCCAAGGCGCUAAAACGGAUAUAAUAGAAGAGCUGGUCCGACGAGGAAGUGACGUUGACGCAGUCGAUCGAGCAGGACUCAGUGUCGCAGCAGCCGCACGACUCUUAAAAGAUCGACACGGCCGGCGAAGAGAAUCCGUUCUUCGACUCGUGGAUUCGCAAUUCCAACACGAAAAGGUCGUGGCUAACUUCACACGCCUCACAAAGAAGAUUUCAAGUGUUCACACUCUACUUGGUAUAAAGUAA
Messenger RNA from Vanessa atalanta (red admiral), 1254 nucleotides. Its product is annotated as fibronectin type 3 and ankyrin repeat domains 1 protein-like. Bases 1 to 1254 code for a protein of 417 amino acids. The transcript has 8 exons. Lineage: Eukaryota; Metazoa; Arthropoda; Insecta; Lepidoptera; Nymphalidae. The record is from RefSeq and is a predicted model, not a curated record. Gene Ontology annotation, molecular function: protein binding.